Fundulus heteroclitus (mummichog) is the source of this 2608-nucleotide messenger RNA. It is a transcript of the gene golph3, whose product is annotated as golgi phosphoprotein 3. The transcript has 5 exons. Lineage: Eukaryota; Metazoa; Chordata; Actinopteri; Cyprinodontiformes; Fundulidae. Gene Ontology annotation, biological process: retrograde vesicle-mediated transport, Golgi to endoplasmic reticulum; Golgi organization; Golgi to plasma membrane protein transport. Gene Ontology annotation, cellular component: trans-Golgi network; Golgi cisterna; cytosol. The record is from RefSeq and is a predicted model, not a curated record. Gene Ontology annotation, molecular function: phosphatidylinositol-4-phosphate binding. The coding region runs from base 133 to 1014 and encodes 293 amino acids.
ACCACAAGGCGCCAUAUUAGAUCCUGUACGAACUCAAGGAAGUGGAGCGGUUCUUCAGACGACCGCUGGCCAGGGCACGGCAGUCAGUGGUGUGCGCUCUCCGUCGUGCUUGAGGCAACUCCUCUCCUACAAAUGACUUCUUUGAGCCAGAGGAGUUCAGGCCUCGUGCAGAGGCGCACGGAAGCCUCGCGCAGCGCCGCCGACAAAGAGCGCGAGGUGGGCCGGGAGGAACAGGAGCCCCCGCGGGGAGAGGAGCCGGAGCUGGACGACAGCGGAGACUCCAAAGAAACGCGGCUCACCCUGAUGGAGGAAGUGCUGUUGUUAGGACUGAAGGACCGAGAGGGCUACACAUCAUUCUGGAAUGACUGUAUAUCGUCAGGCUUGCGGGGGUGCAUGCUGAUUGAAUUGGCCCUACGAGGACGCCUUCAGCUGGAACCGUGUGGCGUAAGGAGGAAAGGUCUGCUGGCCAGAAAGGUGCUUUGUAAGUCAGAUGCUCCAACAGGCGAUGUGCUUCUGGAUGAGGCUCUAAAACACAUCAAAGAGACCCAACCCCCAGAAAGUGUGCAGAACUGGAUUGAACUGCUGAGUGGAGAGACGUGGAACCCACUGAAGCUCCAUUAUCAGCUGAGGAAUGUCCGUGAACGGCUGGCUAAGAACCUGGUGGAAAAAGGCGUCCUCACAACAGAGAAACAGAACUUUUUGCUUUUUGAUAUGACCACACAUCCGCUGACCAACAACAACAUCAAGCAGCGUCUCAUCAAGAAGGUCCAGGAAGCUGUUCUAGACAAGUGGGUGAAUGACCCUCACCGAAUGGACAAGCGGUUGCUUGCUCUUAUAUUCUUAGCCCAGUCGUCUGACGUUUUGGAAAAUGCCUUUGCCCCGCUGUUAGACGACCAUUACGACCUGGCCAUGAAAAGAGUGCGGCAGCUCCUAGAACUUGACCCCGAGGCAGAGAGCAUGAAGGCCAACACUAAUGAGAUGUUAUGGGCUGUGGUUGCUGCUUUCACUAAAUGAGACUAAAGAGCACUGAACCCAGCCUCUGGUGGUACUUCAUGUACUUUUAGGAACAAACUGGAGCACUAAUAUCAAGACGAGAGCUUAACUGCUGGUGUUGACUGAACUUUAGGAGAUUCACUCUUAAUGGCAUUUUCUUUUCAUUUUCUUCCAGAUAACAGUUCUCUUGGACCAAUAGCAGCCCAGUUUUUGCUCCAAAUCUUAUUCCAGUUAUUACUUUGCUAAAGAUCUGAACUCAGAAUGGUUUAUGAAAUUACAAAUAGGCCAAAAAUCAAGAUGUUGACAAAUACUUAGUAUGUUUUUCUGUGAUUACUAGAAUGUCAAUUGAACAGUUUGACAUAUGAGAGGGUAAAGUGACCAUGUUGAUGAGGAUGGACAAACCCAUGUGGGUUUUGCAAAGAAGUUGUUUGAUAAUGCUGACAAGACCAAAUGCCAAUGAUCUGCUAGUAAAUGCAAUGGCCGUGUUUUCACUGUUCAUAUCAAGAGUAAGAAAGAAGACGAUGUGGCAAGAUCCAAACUCUGAGUCCUGUCCUUAUCUCAGUGUGCUGCCAUUAACAAGUUCAUUCAUGUUUGCAUUGGCCCAACCAAGCCAGUGCAAUAAAUGUUGCUGCUUCUCUUAUUCAGGGUCAGGAGGACCCGAGGAGAUCGUUUCAAGCUCACUUAUUUCUGUCAUGGGAACUUUACAAAUCAGAAUCUUAAGUCUGUCUGAAGUAUUUGCCAUUUUCACACAUUGCCUAAAAUGACAGUGGCACAGUACGGUUGGUCUGCAGUCAGCAGAAACGUACAGAACCAUCUGGAUCUUCUGGCUGUAGAAGGCAGACUGUUCCAGUGUUCUCAGCUUACAAAGGUCCCAUCCUAAUAUCCUGUGGACGAAUGAAUUCCUAAUGAUGUCCUUAGGCCUGGACCGGGUUCAACUAAUCUUUCAAGUCCUGCUAUCUCUGAAGCCUAGCUCUAUAUCUGGACAGGAAGAGGUCCAGUUGAUGCUGAGCACACUUCACCUGCAUAAAUUGAGCAGGGCUCCCAACAUAAGACAGCUAAACGGCUUUGUUUCUGUGGGGUUAGGUAGGUUUAAACGUACUAGUCGGGUAAACCUGGUCCAGUUUGUGCAAACGUUGGACUUGGCAAGAUCUAAGCAGUGUCUAGAGAUCAAAUUCAGUCCUGUCCAACUCCUCCAAAGAUUUCUUAAUGAGGGCGUUUGAUGUUCAAAUGUUGCUGGUAUAUGUACGUAACUCAGAUUGUUUUUAUUGUUAGAAACGUCAAGUGUUAAACAAGGAGCCUUCUUUAAUUUGUUGGGGUCUAUGUUCCUCUUUCCACCAGCUUUGCAAAGCCUUUUUAUUUUAAACUAUAUAUCACCUAGCUCAUUAUGUCAAUCAACACUUUUGUUUUUGAACUGCAGAGUUACAGAACUAAAGGAAAAUGAAUUAAUAAAGGAAAUUUGAAUCUGUUUCAGACUAGAUCAGAUCUCCAGUGCGUUAGUUCUGUUUAUUGGUAGAACAAAAACUCUUAGUGCCAAAUGAACCCUGGACUCACAGGAUAUGAAUCCAGGGUUCAUUCGUUCACAAUCUGAGCACACAUUAAAGAAACUAAACCUGAA